Tuber melanosporum (Perigord truffle) is the source of this 987-nucleotide messenger RNA. RefSeq lists its product as uncharacterized. Lineage: Eukaryota; Fungi; Ascomycota; Pezizomycetes; Pezizales; Tuberaceae. The coding region runs from base 69 to 926 and encodes 285 amino acids. The record is from RefSeq and is a predicted model, not a curated record. Gene Ontology annotation, cellular component: nucleus; precatalytic spliceosome. Gene Ontology annotation, biological process: mRNA splicing, via spliceosome. Gene Ontology annotation, molecular function: zinc ion binding; RNA binding. The transcript has a single exon.
CAAAGUUCACCUUCCCCCUUCUCCACAACAAAACAAGCUCACCACUUUACAAAUAGCCACUCCCGAAAAUGUCCGAAUACUGGAAAUCCACGCCCAGGUACUACUGCAAACAUUGCAAAAUGUACGUAACCGAUACCCCCCUCUCGCGUAAAAACCACGACGCCUCCCCCAAGCACCAAGGCAGUCUGAAGCGCUUCCUCCGCGACCUCCACCGAAACAACGAACGCGAGAAAGCUGCUGCCGAAAAUGCCAAACGGGAAGUCGCGCGCUUGAAUGCUCUCACCAGCAGUUCCUCCACCUCUGCAUCAUCAUCUUCGUCAUCCGCCACCGCUAGACCCCCACCGCCAAGACAGCCCGCAAGAGUCCUCACGGAUGCAGAAAGGAAACGUCAAAUGAACGAGCUCGAGUCUCUGGGCGUUGCGUUACCGGAUAACUACCGUGCGGAAAUGGCGCUGAUGGGAGAGUGGAAGUCGUCGACAGAGGUAGUGCCCGAUGCGCCUGAGAGGAAAAUGACAGAGAAAGAGAAAGUCCAGGAGGAGAUUCGGCAGGACAUGAAGCGGAAGUUUGAGGAGGAGGAGGCGGAACGGAAGUGGGAGGUACUAGACGAAGAUGAGAAAGCCAUAAGAAGCUUUAAGAUUGAGACUAAGUCAUAUCCUGGGAUGGAGGAUGAGGGUGAAGGGGGUAUGGAGCGGUUACUUAGGUUGAAGGGGAAAUGGAAGGAGGAGGAGGUUCGGGAAGAGCAUGAUGUUAAGCAGGAGGGAGCGGAUUCGGGAACAGGUCCCAAGAUCAAGGCUGAAGAGCCGCACUCGCCGCCAGGGAUCCAUGCCCUCGAGGGUAAUGAUGGCGCUGCGUUAGAGGUAAAGAAAGAAGAGGGCACUGGAGUGGUAUUCAAGAAGCGCAAGGUCAAAAAUAUCCGCAAGAAAUGAGAUUUUCUAUCAUUUUCUCUCCUGUUGUAAUAUCCAUGUACGAUAUUUUAAUAGUGGUUUA